UCAUCAAACCCAGAAAUUGUCAACUACACACACAAGACACCUUCAUAUAUCUAUAGUUGUGGAACAAGCACAAAAGGUGGGUAAUAAGAAAUGGGUAUCAAAGACCUUCUCAGGUUCAUGAAACCCUAUAUCGAACCCAUUCACAUCAAGAAGUAUGCCGGCAAGCGCGUGGGUAUUGAUGCUUACUCAUGGCUUCACAAAGGAGCAUAUUCAUGUAGCAUGGAGAUUUGCCUCAAUACGGAGGGCGACAAGAAAUUUCAAUACUUGAACUACUUUAUGCACCGAAUCAAUCUGCUUCGCCACCACAACAUUGUUCCAGUUGUUGUUUUCGAUGGUGGGGAUAUUUCGUGCAAGGACGCUACAGGGCAGGAGCGAAGCAGGAAAAGGAAAGCUAACCUAGAUUUGGCGAUGGAGAAGCUCAAGGAAGGUAAUCGUAAUGCCGCCUCUGAGCUCUUCCAGAGGGCAGUGAGUAUCACACCAUCCAUGGCAUACCAACUGAUCCAGAUCCUAAGAUCAGAGGACAUUGAAUUUGUAGUAGCUCCAUAUGAGGCUGAUGCACAGUUAGCAUACUUGUCCAGCCUCGAACCAGAAAAUGGUGGAAUCAUAGCAGUGAUUUCAGAGGACAGUGAUCUACUGGCAUAUGGUUGUCCAGCUAUUGUUUUCAAAAUGGACCGUUAUGGCAAUGGUGAAGAGAUACUACUACACAAGGUCUUUGAGUCUGCAACUUGUGUGCCAUCCUUCCGACAUUUUGAUAAAGAACUAUUCAUAGGCAUGUGCGUCUUAGCGGGCUGUGAUUUCCUUCCAUCAGUUCCUGGAAUUGGGAUUGCAAAGGCUUAUUCUCUGGUUUCAAAGUACCGGGACUUAGACCGUGUUUUAUCCAUGUUAAAGUUUGAGAAGGGCAGGCAAAUGCCCGAAGACUAUCCAGAAUCCUUCAGAAAAGCAGUUGCAGUUUUCCAGCAUGCUCGAAUUUAUGAUGCUGACUCUGAGAGCCUCAAGCACAUGAUACCUCUUCCGGAAAAGCUUUUGCAGUCUCUGGAUGGGGACCUUGAUUUCCUGGGCCCAGGAAUCCCACCAUCAAUAGCAGCUGCAAUUGCCAAAGGUAACUUGGAUCCAACUACCAUGGAGGCCUUUGAUCACUUCCCAAGUUCAAGACCUCAUAUGAAUCCUUCUUCGAAAAUUCAUGCUUUUGGUACGCUAUUGAGACAGGAGGCCACUGCCGUUUCUAAAUCAGAGUCCUGCUUUUCCAUUAUUUCCUCUCACAAAACAGGAAAAGAAAAAAGUAAAGGCAAGUUCUUUAAACCCACCUGAUAAUAUGCAGCAUCGUAACUGUUGCACCAAUUCUCAGAUGUUGAGGCACAGCUCAGUGGUUGACCUUGCUCCCUUGGAGCUCCUCCAUCUACCAGGUUGGGAGUUGAACUCCCACCUAUUUGUAUAGUUGUAUACGUGCAUGU
This is a messenger RNA of Rhododendron vialii, 1451 nucleotides long. Its product is annotated as exonuclease 1. Gene Ontology annotation, molecular function: DNA binding; protein binding; 5'-flap endonuclease activity. The transcript has 11 exons. The record is from RefSeq and is a predicted model, not a curated record. Lineage: Eukaryota; Viridiplantae; Streptophyta; Magnoliopsida; Ericales; Ericaceae. The coding region runs from base 91 to 1308 and encodes 405 amino acids.